Messenger RNA from Archocentrus centrarchus (flier cichlid), 1385 nucleotides. RefSeq names its product ephrin-A2-like. Gene Ontology annotation, biological process: osteoclast differentiation; ephrin receptor signaling pathway; axon guidance. Gene Ontology annotation, cellular component: plasma membrane. The transcript is spliced from 5 exons. NCBI's taxonomy places the organism in Eukaryota, Metazoa, Chordata, Actinopteri, Cichliformes, Cichlidae. Gene Ontology annotation, molecular function: ephrin receptor binding. The record is from RefSeq and is a predicted model, not a curated record.
AUGCUUAUUUGGUUCUGUUUGAGUGAAAAUGAAACUUUUGGACAGUGUGUCACACUGGAUGCGAAUUUGGGAGAGUUUCUCGGCUUUUGGGGUCAAACCGUGAAUGUUUCUUUCUGCCUCAAACAAGAACGCGCUCAGAGCUGAAGAGAAGAGACGCGUAUGUUCACCGGGACGCAGCGUGCCGCGCCGCCGCACAUGGAGCGCUCCGGGCGGCCGCCGCUGCUGCUGCUCGGCCUGCUGCUCCGUAUCUGUUACGCCGUCACCGAUGACCGCAUCAACUCCGACCGGUACGCGGUCUACUGGAACAGCUCCAACCCUAGGUUUUUUCGAGGCGAUUACACAGUGGAGGUGGCAAUCAAUGACUACCUGGACAUCUACUGUCCUCACUACGAAGGGGCGGAGUCAGACGAGCUCAUGGAGCAUUACGUGUUGUACAUGGUGAACUAUGAUGGAUACAUGACCUGCGACCACCACAGAAAAGGCUUUAAACGCUGGGAGUGUAACCGACCACAGAGCCCCAAUGGGCCACUCAAGUUCUCUGAGAAGUUUCAGCUGUUCACACCCUUUAGCCUGGGCUUCGAGUUCAGACCAGGACAUGAAUACUACUACAUCUCCUCACCACAUCCAAAUUUGGCUGGGAAGCCUUGUCUGAAGCUCAAAAUCUACGUCAAGCCAACCAAUGAUUCGGUGUACGAGUCUCCGGAGCCCUUCCUGACAGAUGACACCACCGGCGGCUGCAGCCUUGCUCUACCGUCUGUCAUGUUGCUCACACUCCUUCUCGUUGUCCUCAUCUCUUCCUCAUAGCAACUCCUCUUCUUCUGCUUUUCCUCUUUCUGAGUCAGACCUAGCACCUCCCCCCACCACCAUCUCUGCUCUGAGGACAACCUGAGGCAGGAAACUAAUACAGCUUCUUCUCACUGACGUCUGACCUUUACCUCAACAACACUCAAAAGCUCCACCAAUCAGAGGAAGCUUAGGACGUUGGCGGGACUAGCUUGAGGCAACAUAUCAACUCUGUGUGGAGUUUCUGGGAUCAUCUCUAGCUCUGUGAUGUUUCUGUCAAAUAAUCAUAAAAUUGUAUUACAGAUCCACAAGAUCUACACUUUAUUGGAUUCCAUGGUAAAAUUUCUCAGUUCUACCCCUGAUUCUUGGCACAUAAUGCCUUGUUUUCAAUACUGUGAGGAUGAUUUAUUGUAUUUACAUUGAAGAUCUGCCUCUUGAGUUCCAGAGAUUGAUUUGAUUUAUAUCCUGUGUAAAACACUAGAUAUCUUGUCUUGAUGCAUGCUUAAUAGUCAAAGUAAGGAAAUCCCAGAAAGUUGAUUCCUAAUGCAGCAUUUUCAACGUUGCAUCACUCAUUCAAGUGACUUCUUCAGUCUCAGCUGACU